CAAAAAAAAAAUUGUGGAGCAUUAUGUUAGCAUCUUGUUUUUCUACUCUGCUUACUCAAUCAGCAAACCCUAAGCUGUUCCUUACAACUUCAUCAGCGAGAAAUGGGAAGAAGAUCAAGGCAAUGGCUUCUAAUUCCUCUCCAAAGAGAGAGACAGAUCCAAAGAAAAGGAUAGUGAUAACUGGGAUGGGGCUUGUUUCUGUUUUUGGAAGUGACAUUGAUGUUUACUACAACAAAUUGCUUGCUGGGGAGAGUGGCAUUACUCUCAUCGACCGAUUUGAUACAUCAGAUUUUUCUGUUAAGAUCGCCGGCCAGAUUCGCGGCUUCUCUUCGGAAGGAUACAUCAAUGGGAAGGAUGAUCGCCGUCUCGAUGAUUGCUGGAGAUAUUGUUUGGUUGCCGGGAAACGGGCUCUCGAUGAUGCUAACCUUGGGAAAAAAGCUGUUGACACUAUGGACAAAACGAGAAUGGGAGUGUUGGUGGGAUCAGCAAUGGGAGGCAAUACGAUUUACAGCGAUGGAAUUGAAGGCUCAGUCCAAAAAGGGCCUAAAAAUAUAAGUCCAUUUUUCAUCCCUUAUUCAAUAUCAAACAUGGGGUCUGCAUUGCUGGCCAUAGAUGCCGGCUUCAUGGGGCCUACUUACUCCAUCUCAACAGCUUGCGCUACUGCCAAUCACUGCUUCAUUGCUGCUGCAAACCACAUCAGGCGAGGCGAGGCAGACGUCAUGGUGGCUGGUGCAUCUGAUGCCGGAGUCACUGUAGCUGGAGUCGGGGGCUGCACAGCCUGCAGAGCCUUGUCUUUGAGAAACAACGAGCCUCAUAAGGCGUCGAGACCGUGGGACAUACACCGAGACGGUUUUGUUAUGGGAGAAGGUGCUGGUAUUUUGAUCAUGGAGAGGAUGGAUCACGCGAUGAGGAGAGGGGCGCGGGUUUAUGCAGAGUAUUUGGGAGGUGCGGCUAGUUGUGACGCGCAUCACAUCACAGAUCCACAACCGGAUGGGCUUGGAGUAGCAUCUUGCAUGAUCAAGAGCUUGAAAGAUGCAGGAGUUGAUGCUCAAGAGGUUAACUAUGUGAAUACUCAUGCGACCUCAACCCGUGCCGGAGAUUUACCCGAGGUUAAGGCUAUCAAGAGAGUCUUCAACAACACCUCUGAGUUGAAGAUCAAUUCCACCAAGUCAAUCAUCGGACACGGACUCGGUGCUGCGGGUGGACUGGAAGCAAUAGCAACGAUCAAAGCAAUCAACACCGGUUGGUUACAUCCUACACUCAACCAAGAUGAAUUGGAGGCUGAAGUCACCAUUGACACUGUCCCAAAUGUAAAGAAGCAGCAUCAAAUAAAUGUUGCCAUAUCCAACUCAUUUGGAUUUGGAGGCCAUAAUUCAGUUGCGGUAUUCGCGCCCUUCAGCCCUUGAGACAUCUUAUACAUAUCCCUGUUUAGUGUAUUAAUAAUGUAACGUCUUUACAAGAACAUAAUUAGUUUAUGGCAAGCUCUAUAAAUCUGUCUACAA
This is a messenger RNA of Salvia hispanica, 1502 nucleotides long. Its product is annotated as 3-oxoacyl-[acyl-carrier-protein] synthase I, chloroplastic-like. Gene Ontology annotation, biological process: fatty acid biosynthetic process. Gene Ontology annotation, molecular function: 3-oxoacyl-[acyl-carrier-protein] synthase activity. Gene Ontology annotation, cellular component: mitochondrion. The record is from RefSeq and is a predicted model, not a curated record. NCBI's taxonomy places the organism in Eukaryota, Viridiplantae, Streptophyta, Magnoliopsida, Lamiales, Lamiaceae.